UAGUACUAUGGGUGCUGGCGUUGAAAAGCUUAGCUGGCCGCUGGAACUGAAUCUCUACCAACCGCUGGAAGGCAACCAAAUGCUUCUACCAGAGCGUGCCAGCUGUCUAGCUGUCCAAGUGUAUUUGCGCAUGUGUUGUCUGCCCUUUGCAGUGCAUAGUGUCCCUAAUGCCACGUACAUGUCGCCAGGGGGAAGGCUCAGCAAGCUACCUCUUAUGCGCGCCGGAAAGUCAAUCCUUGCUGAAUUUCAGCCUAUCGCCGAUUUUGUGGAACGUCAUGCCCAGGAUCACGAAGGUGCCCACUCGCUUAACCGCUGGCUUGGCGAGGAGCAACGCGAUGAUAUGCGAAGCGUCGUCUCUUAUGUAGAGAACACUUUUUCACUCGCAGAGCUGCAUAUGAGCUUUGUGGACGACCAAAUCUACAAGCUGUACACAGCCCCACGUACUACCAAUACCAAUCCCUGGCCGUUGAGUACCAUGUUGCGACAUACAAGGCGACGUCAAGCGAUACAGCUGCUAAAAGUCUACCAGUGGCAGGACAUGGACGAGGCCGCUGUUUUGGACCAGCUGGCAGGCUGUUGUGAGUUGCUCUGCGACAACCACCUAAAUGACAAAGGUUUCCUGUGUGGAAACAAGCCGUGUGAACUAGACGCCCUUGUAUAUGGCCAUGUAUCUACAGUACUUACCACCCAAUUGCCAAACAAGUCUCUAGCCAGAGAGCUGCAAUAUUUUGAACCACUCGUUUCCCUCUGCCAGCGUGUCGCAGAUGAAUUUAAUGAAGGAAAACAGCUUACGCUUAAACAAUAACCGAGGACUACCAGAUCACAUCAAAUUUAAUUAAAAUCAUACAAAGCUAGACUUUAAGCUAAAUUAAAUGCAAAA
Molecule: messenger RNA, 880 nt
Organism: Scaptodrosophila lebanonensis
Lineage: Eukaryota; Metazoa; Arthropoda; Insecta; Diptera; Drosophilidae
Product: metaxin-2
Exons: 1
Coding region: 8-805 (265 amino acids)
Biological process (GO): mitochondrion organization
Cellular component (GO): SAM complex
Source: RefSeq, a predicted model, not a curated record